Messenger RNA from Leptonychotes weddellii (Weddell seal), 1572 nucleotides. The record is from RefSeq and is a predicted model, not a curated record. Lineage: Eukaryota; Metazoa; Chordata; Mammalia; Carnivora; Phocidae.
AUGUUUUGGGGACACACAUGCGUGCGCGCGCAGGAGGAUGUUGUGGGAGCCGCUGGUGUAGAGGGAGGAAAGCACGGAAUCCGCAGGCCGGAGGUGGGGCCAGGGAAGGAGACAGGCAUUCUGGAAAGGGACGGGGCCACAACGGCUGCAAGGAGGAGGUAUAAGAGUUUGGUCACUGGGACUCGAGCGAGAAGAGUCAUUGCUGCCCUCUGGGUCCUCGCCUUUGGCAUCGGACUGACCCCGUUCCUGGGCUGGAACAGUAAGGACAGUGCCACCAACUGCACGGAACCCUGGGAUGGAGCCACCAACAGAAGCUGUUGCCUCGUGAAGUGUCUGUUUGAGAACGUGGUCCCCAUGAGCUACAUGGUGUAUUUCAACUUCUUUGGGUGCGUCCUGCCCCCGCUGCUCAUCAUGCUGGUGAUCUACAUCAAGAUCUUCAUGGUGGCCUGCAGGCAGCUUCAGCACAUGGAGCUGAUGGACCACUCCAGGACCAUCAUCCAGCGGGAGAUCCACGCCGCCAAGUCCCUGGCCAUGAUCGUUGGCAUUUUUGCUCUCUGCUGGCUGCCACUACAUGCCAUCAACUGUGUCAGUCUCUUUCAGCCAGCCCGGGCAAAGAAUAAGCCCAAGUGGGCAAUGAACACGGCCAUUCUCCUGUCACAUGCCAACUCGGUGGUCAAUCCCGUUGUCUAUGCCUAUCGGAACCAAGACUUCCGCUAUACUUUUCACAAAAUCAUCUCCAGGUAUGUCCUCUGCCAGACAGGUGUCCUCAAGAGCGGGAACGGGCAGGCAGGGGCACAGCCUGCCCUUGAUGUGGGCCUAUGACCGAGGGCCCGGCCUCUUCAAGAAGGCACACGUUCACAAUCAGCACAGGGACGGGACGGGACGGGACGGGACGGGACUGGCUGAUUGCUGUUGUUACAGCUACGUCGUGUCAGCGCAUGGGCUCCCUCUCGAGUGACCACAUACCCAGCUAAUAUGCACAUGUUAUUAGUCGGCUCCAAAGGUUCACAAAGUCUUUCUGGCUCUUUCUGGCUGCUCUGUGUGGAUGAUGGCGAUGGCCUGAAUGGAUUGUAAAAGACUGUUUUGUUUUUUUAAGAGUCUGCCUCUUUUCAUGGUAGAAAAUGAAACUAUUUUACUGUGAAACACUGUGAACUAUUAUAAUACAAAUGUUUUGUUUUGUUUUUAACUUAGAGGCAGUGAAAGAAUAAAAGUUGAACGUACUAAAAAUAGAUGCUUGUUCCUAGGAAGGUGACCAGGAAAAUUAAGUGUAAUUCUUCAGUCAACAAACUGCUAUAUUUAUUUGGGGAAAUGCUACUCUUGUAAGUUUGUAAGUAGAAUAUCCUUCUUUGGUAACAUUCUUUUCCAUGUACUAGUGGAAGAAACCGGAGAGAUGGAAUCCCUCUCUGCCAGACUGCAUCUGCCCCUUCGACAGUCAGAUAGUCAAGUGUAGUCCUCUACCAUGCUGAAGUCUGGCCACGCUGCUGGGGCCCAAGUGUGAAAAUCUGAAUAAGUAAAAAUCGUACAACCAUGUACAUCUAUUAUGUGAAAUAAAAAUAAAAUUUCACAAGCUUA